AUGGAGUCCAAUGUCGACUAUAAUAAUGCGUACGAAAGAUCACUUAUAUCUGCAUGUGAUUGUGGUCAGUUAGAAGUAGUUAAACAGAUGAUUAAAGGUGGAGCUGAUGUUAAUAUGCAAGAUGGGGGUAAAACGCCGCUUAUAGUUGCAUGCUUUAAAGAACAUUUACAUGUAGUUAAGGAAUUGAUUAAAGCAGGGGCAGAUGUCAAUCUAAGAAAUGAAUUUAUUUCACCACUGCAAGUAGCCUGUUAUGAAGGACAUUUGAGUAUAGUCAAAGAGUUGACUAAAGCGGGAUUAAUAAAUGUUAAUAAAGGGCUAAUUGGUGCAUGCUUUUUUGGACAUUUCAGUGUAGUUAAGGAGUUGACUGCAUGUCAUGUUGAGGUCAACCUAAAACAUGAAAAAGAAACACCGCUAACAACCGCAAUUAUUAUGGGACAUUUAAACAUUUUCAAAGAGUUGAUAAAAGCGGGAGCUGAUAUUAAAUUAACUGGAAGUAGAACACCACUGACAUGUGCAUGCUAUCGUGGACUUAUCCAUAUAGUGAGGGAAUUGAUAAAAGCGGGAGCCGAUGUCAAUCACAGCGAUGAAAAAGGAACACCGCUAACAACUGCAUGUGAGGGAGGACACGGUGAUGUGGUCUUUGACCUAAUAAAGGCGGGAUCUGAUGUUAACCAAAGCGAUGGAAACAGCACACCACUAACGAUUGCAUGUGAAAGAGGACAUGGUGAUUUGGUCAAGAGGCUAAUAAAAGCGGGAGCUGAUGUCAAUCAAAGCGAUGGAAACAAAAUACCACUUAUAACUGCAUGUGAAAGAAGACACAGUGGGGUGGUUAUGGACCUGAUAAGGGCGGGAGCUGAUGUCAAUCAAAGCAAUGGAAACAAAACACCACUAGCAAUUGUAUGUGAAAAUGGACAUGAUUAUGUGAUCGAGGAGCUAAUAAAAGCGGGAGCUGAUGUCAAUCAAAACGAUGGAAACAAAACACCACUAACAAUUGCAUGUGAAAGAGGACACGAUUAUGUGAUCAAGGAGCUAAUAAAAGUGGGAGCUGAUGUCAAUCAAAACGAUGGAAACAAAACACCACUAACAAUUGCAUGUGAAAGAGGACACGAUUAUGUGAUCAAGGAGCUAAUAAAAGUGGGAGCUGAUGUCAAUCAAAACGAUGGAAACAAAACACCACUUACGACUGCGUGUGAAAGAGGACACAGUUGUGUGGUCGGGGAGCUAAUAAAAGCGGGAGCUGAUGUCAAUCAAAACGAUGGAAACAAAACACCACUAACGACUGCGUGUGAAAGAGGACACGAUCGUGUGGUCGAGGAGCUAAUAGAAGCGGGAGCCGAUGUCAAUCAAAACGAUGGAAACAAAACACCACUUACAACUGCAUGUGAAAGAGGACACGAUCGUGUGGUCGGGGAGCUAAUAAAAGCGGGAGCUGAUGUCAAUCAAAACGAUGGAAAAAAAACACCACUUACAACUGCAUGCGAAAGAGGACACGAAUUUGUGGUUUGGACACUUAUAAAUGCGGGAGCUGAUGUCAAUCAAAGCGAUGGAAACAAAACACCAAACACAGCUGCAUGCGAAAGCGGUUCUUACUUUGUCAUGAACUAUUUGACAUUGGCUAAGGCUGCUGUCAAUCAAAGCGAUGGAAAAGGAACACCACUAACGACCGCAUAUUAUGAGAAAUGUAUUUUUUUUUAUUUAAUCAUCCUUUCAAGAAAGCUGGAGCAGUUGUUAAUCGAUGUAAUGGAAUUGAAUCAGCGCGGGUAA
Molecule: messenger RNA, 1764 nt
Organism: Magallana angulata
Lineage: Eukaryota; Metazoa; Mollusca; Bivalvia; Ostreida; Ostreidae
Product: ankyrin repeat and KH domain-containing protein 1-like
Exons: 1
Coding region: 1-1764 (587 amino acids)
Molecular function (GO): protein binding
Source: RefSeq, a predicted model, not a curated record